Molecule: messenger RNA, 1425 nt
Organism: Galleria mellonella (greater wax moth)
Lineage: Eukaryota; Metazoa; Arthropoda; Insecta; Lepidoptera; Pyralidae
Gene: Arpc4
Product: actin-related protein 2/3 complex subunit 4
Exons: 1
Coding region: 118-624 (168 amino acids)
Biological process (GO): actin filament polymerization; Arp2/3 complex-mediated actin nucleation
Cellular component (GO): actin cytoskeleton; Arp2/3 protein complex
Molecular function (GO): actin filament binding
Source: RefSeq, a predicted model, not a curated record
UUAUUUGACUUUGACAGGAGCCAAAACCAGUUUCUAGAAUCUGUGGCUCAAAAUUUACCUAUUGAAAUACAGAAGUAGGCGUGGUGUAUUUUUCUAUUUUUUUGCCGAAAUACAAUAAUGUCGGCGACAUUAAAACCUUAUUUAACUGCUGUGCGUCAUACGCUCACUGCAGCGAUGUGCUUAGAACAUUUCUCGUCACAAGUGGUGGAGAGAUAUAACAAACCAGAGGUCGAGGUUAGAACCAGCAAAGAAUUAUUACUCAACCCGGUGGUGAUUUCACGAAAUGCCAACGAGAAGGUGCUGAUAGAGUCAUCUAUUAACUCUAUACGAGUUAGUAUCAUGAUCAAACAAGCAGACGAAAUAGAGAAAAUUUUGUGUAAGAAAUUCAUGCGUUUCAUGAUGAUGCGAGCGGAGAACUUUAUCGUAUUACGACGGAAGCCAGUAGACGGAUAUGACAUUAGUUUUCUGAUAACAAAUUUCCACACUGAAGCUAUGUACAAGCAUAAAUUAGUUGACUUUGUCAUUCACUUUAUGGAAGAGAUAGACAAAGAAAUCAGUGAAAUGAAAUUGGCCGUAAACGCACGGGCCCGUGUAUGUGCUGAAGAAUUUUUGAAGAGAUUCUAAAAGUUUUUCGAACUGUUUUUAUUAACUUAUGAUUAAGACUCAAAUUUAAUAAACUUACACUUUACCUCAGGUUCUUAUAAGAAUAACUUGUCACCACCCACAGAUCUCCCUGUUUUAUUUCCAUUGUAUUCUUUAAAGAAUUUAUUAUAUAAAUUUGUUCAUUUAUUGCUACUUUUCAAUAAUAUUAUGUUACUAAAGAUAUAUCUAUAUACUUAGUAAUUUUAGGACUAAUAUCAAAAAACUGAUAGAUUUUCUAUGGACAGUAUUUUUUCUUUUAAGUGUAUGGAAAUAUAAAAAUAAGUUUGUAAAAAUCAAUGUGCAUUAGCUGAUGAUAGGAGUAUGUAAUUAGUGUAAAUUGGCAACACAUAGUGCCAUGGAUAGUACAGUAUAUACUGUGAUAUCCAAGGUGCUACUUAAGUGAAAGCACUUUUCAUUAUGUGGACUAUCAACUUGUGUCAUUUCUAGUAGUAUAUCUACUAGAAGUAUUUAGUUAAUAACUGUAAAUUGUAUUAUUAUUCCAGUUAGGAUAAGAUGCAGUAAUUCUAGAGUUUCUUCAUUUAUUAGGUUUAAAGGCUUCAUAUAAAACAUUCUAUUAUUUUGACUUGUAAUUGUAUAUAAAUUAAGGUCAUCAAUAGAAUAGAAAUAUUAAAAUAUAAUAGCUUAUCAAACAUUCAAUAUUAUUGCAUUAUAUGAAUAUUUCUUUAAGUGUGCAAUUAAUAAAUUGCCGAGUGUCUGAUUAUUAUGUUCUAAUUAUUGUUUAUUAAAUAAAUUAUAUUUUUUUAAUAUUUGUUUAUAAUUUAA